AUGGCAACGAUAUCCGACGAGAAGGAGAAACCCCUUGAUACAUCCCGCAUCUCCGAUGCAGAGGACUACAAGACCGAUGAAAGGCUAGCCGCGUUCGAGGACCCGGACGCGGGCCUGAGUGAGGAGGAAAGGGCCAAGAUCGAUCGCAAGCUCCUCUGGAAGCUCGACCUGCGUCUCGUGCCCUGGCUGAGUCUGCUCUAUCUCGUCUCGUUCCUCGAUCGGACAAAUAUUGGAAAUGCAAAGCUUGUGGGACUCGAGAAGGAACUGCAUUUGUCUGGUCCGCAGUACAAUGCCUGUCUCACCAUUUUUUUUGUCUCGUACUCUGUCUUCGAGCCUUUGACCAAUAUCUUGCUCAAGCGGCUCCGGCCGAGUGUCUUUAUCCCCUUGAUCAUGAUGGCCUGGGGUAUUUGCAUGACUUGCAUGGGUGUUGUCAAGAACUACUCUGGUCUCAUGGCUGUGCGUUGGUUCCUCGGUCUCACGGAGGCAGGUCUUUUCCCCGGUGUGAGCUAUUUCCUCUCCUGUUGGUACAAGCGCUCUGAGUUCGGAGUGCGCAUGGCGAUCUUCUUCUCUGCAGCUGCAUUGGCUGGCUCCUUUGGUGGUCUGUUGGCUGCGGCGAUUGCAAAGAUGGAUGGAGUGGGCGACAAGUCUGGUUGGUCGUGGAUCUUUAUUCUGGAGGGUCUAGCGACGAUCCUGAUCGGAGUGGCCUCUUUCUGGUUGAUCCAUGAUUUCCCGGACCAGGCCAAGUUCUUGACGCCGGAUGACCGUGCUCGUGUCCUACGCCGUCUGGCGGCGGACCAGCAGUCCAGUGCGGAGCAUGAGGAGUUCAAGAUGGACUAUUUCUGGGCAAGCGUCAAAGACUGGAAGACGUGGACAGGUGCCAUCAUCUACAUGGGAGCCGAUGGCACCUUGUAUGCUUUUUCCCUGUUUGUACCGACGAUUAUCAAUGAACUAGGCUACAGCUCAAUUGAGGCCCAACUGCUGUCUGUGCCACCAUACGCCGCCGCCGCUGUGCUCACUGUAACCGUUGGUUUCAUUGCCGAUCGCACCCGACAGCGUGGAAUCUGCAACAUGGCCGUCUCCGUCCUGGGAAUUGUGGGCUUCUGCAUGCUGUUGGGUUGUUCGUCACCCGGCGCACGCUACGCCGGAACUUUCCUCGGUGCGAUGGGAAUUUACCCGGCCAUUGCCAACACAAUCUCCUGGACGAGUAACAAUACCGAGGGUGUCUACAAGCGAGGUGUUUCUCUGGGUUUUAUCAUCGGAUGGGGCAACCUCAACGGCAUCGUCUCCUCCAACAUCUACCGCCAGGAGGAUUCCCCCCACUACUAUCCGGGCCAUGGCGUGGUUCUCGCCUACCUGGUCCUGUUUGAGCUGGGCGGAUCGGUCCUGCAGUACUUCCUGCUCAGGCAGGAGAACAGCAAGCGCCGGCGCGGUGAGCGCGACCAGUGGAUCGAGGGUCUGGAUCAGAGUCAGAUUGAGCUGCUGGGUGAUAAGCGGCCGGAUUUCAUUUAUACCCUGUAA
Molecule: messenger RNA, 1518 nt
Organism: Penicillium argentinense
Lineage: Eukaryota; Fungi; Ascomycota; Eurotiomycetes; Eurotiales; Aspergillaceae
Product: allantoate permease family MFS transporter
Exons: 6
Coding region: 1-1518 (505 amino acids)
Biological process (GO): transmembrane transport
Cellular component (GO): membrane
Molecular function (GO): transmembrane transporter activity
Source: RefSeq, a predicted model, not a curated record